Umbelopsis ramanniana AG is the source of this 1065-nucleotide messenger RNA. RefSeq lists its product as uncharacterized. The record is from RefSeq and is a predicted model, not a curated record. The transcript has a single exon. Lineage: Eukaryota; Fungi; Mucoromycota; Umbelopsidomycetes; Umbelopsidales; Umbelopsidaceae. Bases 1 to 1065 code for a protein of 354 amino acids. Gene Ontology annotation, molecular function: oxidoreductase activity.
AUGACAAAUCAAUAUACAGUAUUUCGUCUACCUGACAAGGGAAGUAGCUUGGACGCGCUCAAGUCGUACAAGGAACCCAUGCCUGAGCUGGACAAACAUCAGGUUGUGGUCAGAAUUUGUGCUGUAGCAUUGAACUACCGCGAUAUUGCUAUUGCAGAAGGAACCUACCCGUUCCCAGUCAAGAAGUCUGUUAUUCCAUGUUCAGACAUGUGUGGUGUAGUCCAUCAUGCAGGCUCCAGGGUCAAGUCCCUCAAGAAAGGCGACAAAGUCAUUUCUCUCUUUAUGCAAAAUGCAUUGUAUGGCCCAUGCACUGAUUGGCACGAUGGCCUGGGAGGUCCUAUAGAUGGCGUCCUCCAAGAGUACGCAGUGUUUCCCGAGCAUGGACUCGUGAAGAUCCCAAAGGAAGCCCUGAUGACGGACGCUGAAGCGGCUUCUCUGGUUUGUACCGGAGUAACAACCUGGAAUGCGCUGUACGGCAAUGUUCCUCUAAAACCAGGACAAACAGUGCUUGUCUUGGGCACGGGUGGCGUCAGCAUCACAGCACUGCAAAUUGCCAAAGCAGCUGGUGCAAAUACCAUUGUAACAUCGUCCUCAGAUGUUAAACUGAAGCAUGUCCAACGCGCUUACAAACCAACCCAUGUUAUCAAUUACAAGAAGUGUCCAGACUGGGAAAAAGAAGUUUUGGAUUUCACCGGUGGUCAUGGAGCCGACUACAUUGUUGAAACUGGCGGCGCCGGCACCAUUGAAAAAUCUUUGCAAUGCGUUGCUUUCGGUGGCAUCAUUUCUGUCAUUGGGUUUUUAGCAGCAUGUCCUGCAGAUCAAAGACCAGAUAUGGCCGGCCUUGCCCUAGCCAAAGGUGCUGUUGUGCGCGGCAUAAUGGUUGGCAACAGGCAGCAACUUGAAGAAAUGGUCAGGUUUACUGUAGUGAACAAUAUCCAUUUGCCAGUAGAUAAAGAAUUUCCUUUCAGUGAUAGUGGAGUCAUGGAAGCCUUCCAGUAUAUGGCUCAAGCUGGCCAUGUGGGUAAAGUAUGUAUCAACUUCACACAUGACCUUGUACCCAAGUAG